Messenger RNA from Cavenderia fasciculata, 3135 nucleotides. Its product is annotated as RabGAP/TBC domain-containing protein. The record is from RefSeq and is a predicted model, not a curated record. Bases 1 to 3135 code for a protein of 1044 amino acids. NCBI's taxonomy places the organism in Eukaryota, Evosea, Eumycetozoa, Acytosteliales, Cavenderiaceae. Gene Ontology annotation, biological process: activation of GTPase activity. Gene Ontology annotation, molecular function: GTPase activator activity. The transcript is spliced from 4 exons.
AUGGACAGCACCAACUUGAUUAAUAAUAAUAACCAGCCACAACAACAACAUAUCAAAUCAUCACUCUAUGACACAGAGUUAUGGAGUAGUUUGGAUGAAGAUGAUGAUUUAUACAACAACAACAACAAGAACAAGGAUUAUAAUAAUAAUCAUAAUAAUGGUGACGAUUAUAAUGGUGGUAGCAGUAACAGUAGUAGUGACGAUGAUGACAACGACAACAACAAUACCAAAAGCAAUGUUGGUAGCAAUCAUCAACAACAACAUCGACACCAUUUGAAUAAUUAUUCACCAAAUAUAUAUUACAAGGAUUUUACAGACGAUGAUCAAAAAGGAGGAAUAAGUAGUAAUCCAUUAAACAUCCAAAUAACUAGUAACAUUACAAUUAAUACUGUACCAUCACAACAACAACAACAACAACCAUCACAUAAUCAACUUUCACGAUCCUUACCAUCACUACUACACAACGAUCUUUGUCAAAGUAGCAGUGAGACGACACCUUACUACGUAUCUCCAUUACAACAAACCAAGGUCGAUAUCCAGCCGUCUCCAUCGUCGUUUGCAGCGACUGCAGCAGAGCAAUUGGAAAAGCCAUUGCCUCCUCCACCCGUGCCUCCACGUACCGAUCGUACUCAUAAAAGAUAUCUCUCAACUUCUGCCAUGAAUUCAACUAGCACCAGUCAUCAUCAUCAUCAACAUGGAUCCCCUUCAUCACCCUAUUCUGGACUCUAUUCAACUUUUAUUCCUAAUCAUUCAUCAUCAACGGAUUUACAUGGACACGCAAGUACAAGUGGAUCGUCAUCACCAAAGGAUGGAAGCAAGACACUUCUCAAAAACAAGUUGUUAAAGGUGAUCACAUCAGUCAAGAACAUACCAAUUCCUCAACAAGUGGAUUCCAUCAUCAAUAAUCUCAAAAACAGCAAUAGCAACAAUAAUUCCCCAUCUUCUUCUAAUCCAUCAUCACCAUCUACUUCAUUUUCAUCUCUUCCAUUUUUAAAUCAUUUGAGACAACAACAACCAUCACAACCACAACAACAACAACAAGAAUCAAACAACUCUAAUGAAGUUCCAUUGUCUUCUUCAUUGCCUACUACUACUGCAUCUUCAACCUUUUCAUCUUCACCAUUGGAACCUUCCUAUUUCCAUAAUAAUAAUAGCAAUUAUGAUGCAGAAAUAGACAAUAAUCAAAAUUAUAAUAACGAUUGUAAUAAUGUAAAUAAUAAUAAUAAUAUAGAUAAUAUAGAUAAUAAUAAUAAUAAUAUAGUUAAUCCAAUUGUAAAUCAUCAUGAAGAAACCAUUGAAGGAUUAACAUUUGAAGUGGUUGAAAAGGAUACUGUAAAUUCUACGCCAUCCAAACCAUUACCAUCGACUCCUCCACCACUACCACAACAACAACAAAGAAUAUCAUCACCUUCAUUACUACAUAUUUCCUAUAGAUCCUCUGUUUUAAAUCAACUUUCACAACAACAAAGUCGAACUGAAAGAUCAAAGUUUUCCCUACCACUUGUUGACAUUAGCCCAUAUCCAAAACUAUCGGCUGAUGAAUUGUCAAGUAUAUCAUCUCCGAGUUACCCUUCACUUGAUUUUGAAAAUAAUCAUCAUGGAGGUGAUAGUGGUGGCAGUAAUGAGGAUUUUAUUUCCUAUCCAUCUAUUCAAUCAAAUGGUAAUAAUAGAGUACCAACUACAACUACGACAUACAAAGAUAUAACAUUACAAAAGUAUAAAUCAUUACCACCAACACCUUUUAAUCAACAACCUUUACAUCAACAACAACAAUUACAACAACAACAACAACAAAGUAAAGGAAACAAAGGAAAGUUUAAUAAUAUUUUACAAUUAUUAUCAAUUUCAAUUCCAUCUCCAAGAGGUGAUUCACAAAAUAAUAGUAAUAAUAACAGUUCUCAACAAUACCAACAACAACAAGAAAAGUAUAGAGAUUUAACACAAUACUUGAAUGAAAAUGGUGAUCGUAUUAAAAUUUCACAACAUAUUCAAUGGCAUCUUGAUCAACCAAAUGUCAAUGUAGAUAUCGUUAAAUUACUUGGAACUCACUAUGGUUUUCCUGAUCAUUGUCGUGCUACUUCUUGGAUGUUAAUGGCUGGUUAUUUACCUGCUCGUUCAGAUAUUAGAGCCUCUGUCCUUUUGAAUAAAAGAUUACAGUAUAGAGACUUGGUUAAAAAGUAUUUUGGUGACCAAUUCAAAAAUUUCCAUGUUGAUGAAAAUGAUUUUGAAAGAGGAACCAACAAAUUAUUAAAUAACGUUGCCGAUCUUUGGAGUCAAACUGCAUUGGGUCAAAACGAGAAAUCAAAAUUCAAAGAUCUUUUACAACAAAUUCAUAUCGAUGUCAUUAGAACUAGACCUGAUGGAUUUUAUGAAUUAUUUGAAUUAAAAGAAAUUGAACAAAUGAGUGAAAGAAUAUUGGCAAUUUGGUCAUCAGAGAAUACAGAUUUAUCUUAUUUCCAAGGAUUAAAUGAUUUACUUUGUCCAUUUUUAAUUGUGUUUUUGGGUCAUGCCAUAUCACAAAUGGAAUCAUCUCCUUCAAAGAUAACCUAUCCCAAUUUGUACCCAGAAGAGGAAGACAUUGCUUCAUUGACAAAGUCGAUUGGAGAUGGUGUCGCUGUCAAAGAGAUGAUUCAAAAUCAAAAGUUUGACAUCCUAUCAAAGGUUGAAGCAGACAUUUACUGGUGUCUUUCAAGUUUAUUAAAUUCAGUCAAACCCUAUGCCACAAACACUGGUUGUGGUCUACCAGCUGAAGGAAUGAUGAAAAAAUUAUCAAAAUUGGUUCAAGAAUCAAAUGAGGAAUUAUAUAAUCAUUUUAUGAAACAACAAAUUGAUUUUAGCCAUUUUUCAUUUAGAUGGAUGGUUUGUUUUUUGGUACGCGAUGUUUCAUUUGAGACUGGAGUUAAGCUUUGGGACAGAUACAUGUGCGAUAAGAAUAAUGAAGGAUUCUCGCUGCUACACAUUAGUCUCUGUGCGGCACUUUUAUCCGAUUGGAGCAGUGAUUUGUUAAACAUGGAGUUUAUGGAAUUGGUACAAACACUCCAAAAGAGUGAUUUGGUUGAUAUCGAUAGUUUAGAUUCAAUCAUUCGAAAUGCUUCCUAUAUCAGAGACACCUAUCGACAUAUUAUUUCUUUAUAG